CGACAUCCAGAGCAUUUUAUUGCCGCGGCGUCGAAAACGCAUUUGCGCCAUGUACAUGACUUGGUCGUUAUCUGCUCUGAAGGAUUCAUCUGACGGACCCCCGCUUGGUGGGCAAAGGCACAGACAAUUCGACUGCUGCCCCUUACCUCGCCUAAUCGGGUUUCAGUGUCCGGAGUCAGAUUUGGAGACUCAGCCAUGGUUCUAACAGAAACACUUUUGACCAGUCCGUCUUUCCCGAUAACGGCUUGCAUUGCGACUUUCGUUGGGCCACCCGUUGAGGAUGAAACUCGAAUCCUACCCGUUAACGAAGCAGAGCCGUUUCUGCCGAUCCGCGCGCGACGUGUCCUACCUCUCACCGCCGCUACGGUUCGCUGUUUGCCACCGCCUCCAACAAGUCCAGUCGAUAGAUAUUUACUCGACCCUUCGUCGCCAAAACUCGAACCGACACUCGUCCCACCUCCGUUAUCACCCGGCACUGCAGCUGUUUCGGUCAGUGAUGCACCUUCCGGCUGGUCACAAGUUUCUCCAUACUAUAAUACUGAGGCGGAUAGCAGUCCCGGCUCCCGAUUCUCGUGGACUCGUCGCAUUCCUCGACGAGGCGAACCUGAAGGACCUCCGCCUUCAGAUCCAAGUUCUGGUGCGCCGAACGAGUCCGCAGCUGAACUUGUUGCUGCACUGCAAGGGACGGUCCAGAGUGUUGGAAAAGGAGUUAACGACAACCCUGCUGUUGCUAUUGCUCACCCUUCUGCCCCGUCGUACCCGGCUACAUUCACGACGCAAGACAUCCCUCAAAAUGAUGGUGCCGAGGAUGGAGACAAGGAUGUGUUCUUCGACGCCCAUAACUCGGCAGAAGGCCUUGAUAGAGCGCAAUUGCAUUCUUUAAUUGUCGAUGCUUUCUCUAGUUUCACUACAACAGCCGAUGCCCUAGGGCCUGGGUUGCCAUUGCAACUUAUUUCCGAUGCAAAAGAAGAUGCCUUUCAUGAUGUCAAGAGAGACGAUAGUCCUUUACACGAGACCUCUGCUCCUGUGCACAGCUCCGUGCCCCAAGGGACUGGAGCAACAAGAAAUAGCUGCACCUUGCCCGAGGCCUCUGCACCUGCAGAACGGUUGCUGCCUUCGGAAACCGAGGACGAAUGUCCAACGCCAUCACAAACGAGUUUCGACUCUGCCACUAGUGUGCCCCGACCGGAUAAACGCGGGGUCUCGCUUUCUCGUUCGAGAUCGUAUGUUGUUGUUACAAACAGCCUCUCCGCGGCGCGGCAGGUCGACACCCUUGCCAAAGAAGGGAUCGUUGUCGAUGACGUUUUCCGACAACACACCGAGAUGUACGAUUUGAAUAAAGUCCGACGACUUUUCGGAGAAGGAAGCGAUUGCAAGCAACCUUCGCGCGAGCGUCGGUACCUUGUUCUUUGGGUUUUUGGGGACGCGGAUACGAAGGAUUUCCCUUUAAAAGCCGCGAGAGCGCUCCGAGAAUUUGACCACGACCUUUUCAUUGUGGCAAAGGGUGCUCAACCGACGCUCGACAGGUGGUUCGAAACAACCGAUCGUGUUUUGCCUGUCACCGUGAUCCCUACGCCUGAAGAUACUCGCAGCGAUUCAAAGGGACGUCGAAUUUGGGCUACUGCCCUUGCUUCCUCCGGACCUACGGAGCUCUAUUGGACAGAAGCAACAGGAAUCCGUCUUCCGAUAUCGGCUCUUGCCACCGUGCAACGGAACGCUCUUGCGGUCGGGAUACCGAAGAACGGCGUUACCGUCCUAGGGGGAACUCUUAAUCGACCGUAUGGCACUUCCGAUUACUCGGUGAGAGUUUUGCCGCAAGAAGGGACUUUGAUCCUUAAAGUCGAAGGAGGCAUCUCGGAAACCGACCUACGCUUCGCGUUUCCUGGCCUUGACCCUUCGGUUUGGACCUGCAUCACGGCGGCGCCGCACUAUAGCACAGCCUCCCCUCAUGAAGAUUCGCGUGCUGCAUAUCGAGAACACCUCCUCCGGUGUAUGCACUACAAGUCGUCGUCCAUUCAAAACGAAAUCAGACAAUUGCACCGACGAGUUCGCGAAAAAGAACGGGUUGCCGUGUCAGAUGCGAACUGCAGUCUGCAUGCCUUUUGGACGUUCCUUUGCCUGCUCUGGCACCUUGUAGGCGGUCUUUUGUUUGCAACUGCCCGUUGCGAUUACUUAGAGAUGCUCUCCUCUGUCAUUUCGUUUUGCGCUGCAACAUCAGUCGUUGCCAAAGAUUUGCACUGAAAAACCCGGAUACGUCGGUUGCAGGAGUGCCUCCACGCUUCCGUGUACCGCGUUGGAGACGUUCCUCAUGAAUUGCGCACUAAGAUCGGACUGCAUAAGCAAACCCAGCUCGCGCAAAAUCCAUUUGGAAAAACGGCGGACUUCGCGACGGAUCCACUUUGCAAUCGAGUGUGGCUCAGCGUACCUUGCGGCCCGAAGAAAGACCAAGUAGUAGUGACGUUGGCUUUGCUUGACAGUGGGUGCUUCGUGUCACUCUACUUGCUUGGACACUGUCUGGCCUCGGCAUAUUUCCUCGCGGCGUAUGGGGUGCCGUUUGUCACAAUUGCGGGUAUUCACGAGCUCGUGAAUUUGGGAGCACCAGACAGGCCCCUCCGGGAGAUCCUCCGUUACGUUUACACUGUCGUGCAUUUUGGCGGAUGGACGAUCGCGCAGAAGGGCUAUACGUGGUGGAAACUUGGAGGUGGCAGUCCGCGAGUCAGUGUGGCGCAGGGUGCAGCUCCGGGAGCGGGGCGGACCCUCAAAUCUGGAUGGGAUUUCGCGCAAAUGAACAAGGAUGGCCUUCCAAUUUGCCACCCUGCGAAGGCUCCAGAGAUGCAGGCGCGGGGGUUUGGGGCCAUGGUUGUUAGUUGGCUCUACCCUACGGAUUCAUACAUCAUCGGCCACCAAACCAUGGCUCGAGUUGGAUACAGUCUUCCACCGUCUGGACCUGGAGAAACCCUUGGUGCAUACCUUUUCACCCGCAUGUACCACGAAGCCACUGGACAAAUUGCUCCAUUGCUGGUCCCGCGGGCCCCAACAACCUCUCGCAAUAUCAAUUACUACGAGAUGUUCUGCCGACAAAAGGGCGUUGACGCGAAGGAUCGGAAAGCAGCAAGAGGAAAAAUCGAAGAAAUGACCAAAGUCAUCUCGCCGCCACAAACAGUCCAGAACUUCCAUCGACUUGUUGCCGACGUUGAAGUUGCUGCACAACUCUCGACGUCACCUCUGACUGACGGUGCUGCAGUUCCGGCGUCAAAGGAGCCUGCUGAAGCGAGCUCUCACACUCGUGCUUUCGGCCCCGCAGAAGAGAUUCUUCCAUGUCUUGUUUCAGUUUUCGGGCAAUAUGUUGCUACCGACUUGCCGGAAGUCGAUGUCGCUAACCUUUGCAGAGCGACGUCCCUCCCUUCUCCACAUCUCGAAGUAGGAGCACAUUCUGCGUACGCAGCAUCUGUCGCCGAGUAUGCAUCUGCCGUUACCCGUGAUUUCGACGACGAGGAAGAAACACCCUUCUUUUCUGACAACGAUUUUUCGGACGAUAGCGAUGAGGAUGCGGAGUCACAAGCUUACCGUGCCGCCCUUGACACGAGUUCGCAACCGGGCAUAGACGAUCCAUUACGGCGACUUAUGUCGGACCAACAAAUCAGAUCUUGCAAUGAGUGGGUGCGCGACGCCGAACACACCCGCCGACUCCGUGCCACCUGGAAACCUCGUCUGCUUGCCGGCAGUGGAUGGACAAUGGUCGUCCUGAUUUUUUUGUUGAUUUUUUCGAUGGCCGUCGGGUUGGUCGAAUCACUAAGGCGCCCUCCGUCCUUCGUUUCGAACGCGGACCGACGCGAUGAAUCGACGAAGACUAACCUUGAGCCGAAAAUCCUCGGGUUGUGGGAAAACGACGCUCGGACCUCUGCACAAAUCGCUUCGUCGAUGCUGCGGUCCGACCGCACUGAAGGAGCCGUGCAGCAGGAUGCCGCAAAAGGCUACUUUCAAUGGCUCUUGUCGAGCCGUCUUCAGAGGUUUAUGCCUUGGGUUUUUAAUGUAACCCUUGCACGCCCGUUGCGAAUGUUCUUGGGAUGGAUGCCCUCUCCGCAAAUUUUCUGUGCAGGGACCCAGACAUUCUUCGGUCGCCUCCAAGAUCCCGGGUUGACAACCGACGAGAUCUGCGAUAUCUUUGGGCAGGUGGACCCUUCGCUCGUAGACGAUCCUGCCGUACUCACGCGGUUGUCAGACUUGGUUUCGGCUCACGCCCGCGGGGAAAACAGUACCCCGUUGUCGGUGCUACAUGACGGUGAAAGUUCGUUCCUCACGGACAGUGAUCCGGUUUUCGUUGUCCGCCAAUAUCGGCGAGCAGGACACCCGGACCUUGCACCCGUUUUACCGCCCGCUGGUGAUGUUCCUGACUUGCAGCCCGGCCUCUCUGAUUCCGAGGACGAAAAUAUUUCUGGUAGCGUUCGGGUCGAUGGACACAUCCCGGUUUCCCCGUUAUUGGAAAUCAGCCCGUCGGGGGAUCCUAGUUCUGACUUCUUACCCACCGACGCCGGUUCGGAAACGACGGAAAAGGAACAAAGUUCAAGCUCGGCCCCGUGUGCCUCACAGAACCGAGCGGUACAUCAUACCAAAAGGGCCAGGGCGUCCCAACGGGAGGCAGCUGAGAAAAGGGUCAAGUUCCUCAACAUGA
Molecule: messenger RNA, 4672 nt
Organism: Amoebophrya sp. A25
Lineage: Eukaryota; Dinophyceae; Syndiniales; Amoebophryaceae
Source: the annotation of a GenBank genome assembly